Messenger RNA from Acytostelium subglobosum LB1, 1092 nucleotides. RefSeq lists its product as hypothetical. NCBI's taxonomy places the organism in Eukaryota, Evosea, Eumycetozoa, Acytosteliales, Acytosteliaceae. Gene Ontology annotation, molecular function: translation elongation factor activity; protein binding. The transcript is spliced from 2 exons. Gene Ontology annotation, cellular component: mitochondrial matrix. The record is from RefSeq and is a predicted model, not a curated record. The coding region runs from base 1 to 1092 and encodes 363 amino acids. Gene Ontology annotation, biological process: mitochondrial translational elongation.
AUGAUCAGAUCAUUGUCCUUGCUCAAGAGAUGCAAUACAUCAAUUGUAAUGCCAUCAUCAUCAACAUACAUUAGGUUCAAUGCCACACGUAGUACACUACAGUUGUUUGGAUCAACACAGCAGCAGCAACAGAUACAAUACAGAAACUACAGCAGCACGGUUGAGCCUGCCAAGGUACCAAAACAAUUGAUCAUGGACUUGAGAAGCCGCACCUCUGCCCCAAUAUCAGACUGCAAGAAGGCAUUGGAAGCCAGCAGCAAUGAUAUCGAGAAGGCCGUCCAGUGGCUGCUGGAGAAGGGCAAGGCUACAGCCUCGAAGCUCUCGAACCGUGUCGUGGUCGAGGGUGUGAUCUCAGUGUUGGUCGACAACAACAAGGCCGUCAUUCUCGAGAUGAACAGUGAGACGGACUUUGUGUCGCGUGGCGACACCUUCCGCCAGCUGGCCAAGAGCAUCACCAGCCAGAUCGUUGGCAACAGCAGCACCGAUCUGCUCGGCAAGACUAUUGCCGCACUCGACAUGGACAGAGUCAGCAAGCUGCCAUGCGAGAGCACCACCGUGUCGGACGCGAUAGUCCAGACCGUUGCCAAGCUCCGCGAGAACAUUCAGCUGCGUCGUGCUGCCGGCAUUGGUGCCAGCAAGCCCAACACAAUAGUCUCUGGCUAUGCCCACGACCCAAGCGGAACCCGUCAGUUUGGUCGUCUGGGCUCGAUCAUUGAGAUUGAGUACGACGGACAACCCUCGGACAUGGCUGCCGUCAAGCAGCUGGCCGACGACCUGGCCGUGCACAUUGUUGGAGUCGGCCCGUCAUACGUCUCGAUCGAGAGCGUGCCCAAGGAGGUGUUGGAGGAGGCCGUCAAGAACAAGAGACACCCCAACUCACUCUACGACGAGGUCGUGUUGCUCGAGCAAAAGUUCAUCAGUGGACAGGAUGGCGAGACCGUCAAAGAGGCCAUCGAGCGCGUUUCCAAGGGUUUGAACACCAAUGUCAAAGUCAACUCAUUCGCCAGAUACGUCGUUGGUGAGGGUAUGGAGAAGAAGCAAGAGAACUACCAUGCCGAGGUCAUGGAGAAGAUCAACGCCGCCAAGCAAUAG